Molecule: messenger RNA, 1275 nt
Organism: Benincasa hispida (wax gourd)
Lineage: Eukaryota; Viridiplantae; Streptophyta; Magnoliopsida; Cucurbitales; Cucurbitaceae
Product: putative aldo-keto reductase 2
Cellular component (GO): cytoplasm
Source: RefSeq, a predicted model, not a curated record
UCCCCCAACUCAUGAAAAAGUAAAAUCAUUAUGGCCAUCCCAACAAUCAAACUUGGGUCCCAAGGCCUUGAAGUAUCAGCUCAAGGGCUUGGGUGCAUGGGCAUGUCCUCAUACUAUGGCCCUGCUCAGCCACAAGAAGACAUGAUCGCCCUCAUCGGCCACGCUGUCGCGGCCGGGGUUACGUUCUUAGAUACCUCCGACAUAUACGGGCCGUUCACCAACGAGACCCUCCUCGGCAAGGCUCUUAAGGGGGAUGGGGUUGGGGACAAAGUUCAGUUGGCUACCAAAUUUGGCCUCCAUCUUGCCAACGGUAACUUUGAGGUCCACGGUGAUCCGGCCUACGUUAGGGCCGCGUGUGAGGCCAGCUUGAACCGUCUCGGGGUUGAAUGUAUCGAUCUCUAUUAUCAACAUCGAAUCGACACUAAAGUUCCCAUUGAACUCACGAUUGGGGAGUUGAAGAAACUAGUUGAAGAAGGGAAAAUAAAAUACAUAGGUUUAUCUGAAGCUUCAGCCUCUACCAUUAGAAGAGCUCAUGCAGUUCAUCCAAUCACAGCGGUUCAAAUCGAAUGGUCUUUGUGGGCUCGAGAUGUUGAACAAGAUAUCGUUCCUACUUGCAGGGAAUUAGGCAUUGGAAUUGUGGCAUACAGUCCUCUGGGAAGGGGUUUUCUAUCAUCUGGGGCCAACUUCAUUGAGAACUUAUCAGAAGAUGACUACAGAAAGAAACUCCCUCGAUUUCAACCCGAAAACUUGAAACAUAACAAGACCAUAUUCGAGAAGGUUAGCGAAUUGGCAGCUAGAAAAGGGUGCACCACAUCUCAACUGGCUCUAGCAUGGGUUCACCAACAAGGGUCCGAUGUGGUUCCAAUUCCUGGAACCACUAAGCUUAAAAAUCUCCAAUCAAACAUUGAAGCUUUGUCAUUGAAACUUACCCCACAAGAAAUGGCGGAACUUGAAGCUUAUACCUUAGCUGAUGGAGUUAAAGGAGGUAGAUAUGGUGAUGACCUUUCCACUUGGAAUCAAUCUGAAACACCACCACUUUCUUCAUGGGAAUUUUGAGCUACUUCUCCACAACAAUAUCAUGCAAAGCUUUACUUCCCAUGUCGUCUUUUAAUAAUCGUUGCAUCUCCAUUCAUAAAUCUCUCUAUUCUCUUAUUAAUCACUAGAUACAAAUUCGAUUGUAUUAUGUUGAAUUUAAUGCAAAAUUGUCCUUGAAUAACUUUCAUAUGAUAUGUGGUGUGUUUUUCAAUAAUAAAGAAAAACUAUUUUACUCAUAAA